This is a messenger RNA of Necator americanus (New World hookworm), 1311 nucleotides long. RefSeq lists its product as uncharacterized. The transcript is spliced from 14 exons. Bases 1 to 1311 code for a protein of 436 amino acids. NCBI's taxonomy places the organism in Eukaryota, Metazoa, Nematoda, Chromadorea, Rhabditida, Ancylostomatidae. Gene Ontology annotation, cellular component: sno(s)RNA-containing ribonucleoprotein complex. Gene Ontology annotation, biological process: box H/ACA snoRNP assembly; pseudouridine synthesis; ribosome biogenesis. Gene Ontology annotation, molecular function: RNA binding. The record is from RefSeq and is a predicted model, not a curated record.
AUGCAAUCCACUGCGCCAAAGCCAAGAGUACCGCACCGCAGCCGCUGUCGCAGUGCAGAGACAGGGUUUACUAUGAGAAAUCACAUAGAGGAAGUUAAUCGUGACGACGAUCAACUACCAUCACCGAGUGCAUCUUUAUCAACUGAGGAGAAGAAGGAAAUUGAAAAUGCGGUGCAUGAGUUAGUGGAACGUAUUUCGAACGAUCCUUCUGUGACAGAGGAAAAGGAGGCAAUUGAAAAAGUGGUCCAUGAGCUAGUGGAUCGCGCCUCGUUUUGGAGUGACCCCUCCGUAUUAGAGAGAAAUUUCUACACCUUGGAUUAUCGCAAAGCUCCCUCGUUAGGUUCCGCUUCUUCUGUAGAUGGAAGCGAAUUCGGAGAAUUUAGUGAUUGUGAGCUAUCCCUAUUAGAGACUGAGGAGGAUUCUGAUAAGGAGUUCGAGAGGUUGCAAAAAUACACGUGUGAAUCUCGUCUUAAAAAUUACAAAAGAGAUCAUCCCGAUGGCGUUCCCCAGCAGAAGAGACUGAGAGCUGAAGUUGUUAUUGACAAAAGUGAUUUAAAAAAUGAAUAUGAUUCACUUCCGCCUUUAGAACAACUUUCAAUUCACUGCGAAGAGUCUAUACCGCUUGAGAUUGUAGGACAUGUAACUUCUGUGGUCGACUGCUUAGUGGUUAUUCAGUCAGAUGGUGGUGUUGCACUCGAUUAUGAUUCUGUUUUAUUUGACAAGGAGCGCAAUUCUAUUGGCGUUGUCUUCGACUUGUUUGGUCCAGUAAGAAGUCCGCUUUACUCAGUAAGAUUCAACACAAGAGAAGAGGCUGCCAAAAUACAAGUUGGUAUGAAGGUAUACUACGCACCGAUGGCAGAACAGUAUACUAAAAAAGUAAUCGAAACACAACUGGAAGGGGAAACGGAAGUGGAUGCAGAUUACUCAGAGGAUGAAGCAGUAUUCAGUGAUGAUGAAAAAGAACGACAAUAUAGGCAGCGUAAAGCAGCCAAGGCAAGGGCGACGCAAGAAAGUAUUUCUGCUGAAAAUAGUGAAAGGCGCGGUCAAAAGCGUCGUGUUCAAUUUUCUGAGUCGUUUCCCUAUCGAGGAGGGAGAGGAAGAGGGGAACAUCACAGAGGCAGAGGUCGUGCAACCUCAUGGAACUGGCAUAGCGGGCGAGGAGCACAUUCCAGACGAGGGCAGUAUCAAGGAGGAAGAGAUCAAGCUUCUUCAAAUGGUCAAGGAACGCCAGGUGUAGCGAAUAUGGAUAAUCCGUACGCAGAAUUUGGUUGCUACGGUGGAAAUUCUUUUGUUGACUCACGACAACUCUAA